Drosophila serrata is the source of this 532-nucleotide messenger RNA. RefSeq lists its product as uncharacterized. Lineage: Eukaryota; Metazoa; Arthropoda; Insecta; Diptera; Drosophilidae. The record is from RefSeq and is a predicted model, not a curated record.
AAAUCAGUUACUGGCAGCAGGCAUUUUGUUGUCAUUUUAUUGUCGUACAAAUUAAUUUUGGUAAUUCGGAUUGUUUACGAUGUCGCGUACCAUUUGCGAUCCUUUCACAAACCUUCCAGUAAAAUUCGACAUAAGGCAGCUGAUAAAAGAGUUCCAACCUGAAGUGGAGGGACAGGUGGACGAGGACAAGACACCACGCGAUUUACAUCGACCUGAUGAAAACUGGGUGGUCCUUCCUAGCUUUAAGUAUCAGUUGGAGCAUCUAGUGCCGUAUCUCUCUAUUCGCAAAAACCCGUAUAUGCGCUGUCGGUACCGUAAAUUUCUGGACAAUGUCCCAAGCAGCUACGUAACAAUUUCUGCAUAUGGUUCAAAUAUAAGCAACAUGCCAAAACCAAGACGAAAGAGUUUAAAUGGACAGUUUUACGGAGUGGACAACAAGUUGGCCCCCAUUCCCGCAGUCGCAGACCCCCGGUCACCACCUCAUCGCAAUUAAAUUUGCCUGAAAUAUAUACACAUACAUUUAUUUUUGAAC